AUGUCUCAUUCCAUCACCUUCGCGUUCAGCCUCGAUUUCACUGCUUCCUCUGUCAGCGUCCCUUUCCUCGCCCAAGAGCGUCACCCUCGCACCGUCGAGGAAGGCGCCACGCACGGCGCAAACCGCCCCAACGUCCGCUACCCAGAGCGCAACGUCUUGCGGAAGGAAUGCGUCACAUCUGACCCUCCCCUGUCGGUCUUGUCGCCGCCGCCCACGUCGGUCACGUCUAGUCCAUUGACGCCCCGAGAGACGUCCACGGCGCCUGGCGCGCGCCCCUCGAGGGCCACUCUUCGUCGCCCCCAAAACGCUUUCAUACUCUUCCGCACGCACUACCUCAAGGGACUGCGAGCACGAGAGGCCGCAGAACAGGCCCGGCGCGACCCCCAGCAGGUCCUCAGCAGCAGCUCACCUACCACGAGCGACAUCGCCCCCACACUCAUCAACGACGUCACCCACAACUCCGCCAGCGAUCGCCGGCUUGCCCUCCAUCAGGCGGCCAACGCCUGGCGUGCCAUGUCCCCGGCGGAGAGGGAGGCGUUUUUCGAGGAGGCGAGGGCGGCAAAGGCUCGGUUCGUCAGGGAGCUUCCGGCUUUUGUAUGGAAUAAGACGAGGUCCGCCGAGGGAACUCGUCGGGGGCCAGUCGCAGCCCGGCGCGAGCACCCGGCGGCAUAUGAGUUCUUCAAAUGGGAGGAGUGUCAGGCAGGUUCGGAACGUGGAAACAUAUAG
Molecule: messenger RNA, 726 nt
Organism: Schizophyllum commune H4-8
Lineage: Eukaryota; Fungi; Basidiomycota; Agaricomycetes; Agaricales; Schizophyllaceae
Exons: 3
Coding region: 1-726 (241 amino acids)
Source: RefSeq, a predicted model, not a curated record